This is a messenger RNA of Moneuplotes crassus, 1835 nucleotides long. The record is from the annotation of a GenBank genome assembly. NCBI's taxonomy places the organism in Eukaryota, Ciliophora, Spirotrichea, Euplotida, Euplotidae.
AUUUCAUAACUAGAUAAAUAUUAAGAUGAUGAAUUUAAGAGUCGAUGAACUGGAUGACGGAUACUCCGAAAAUGGGGAUGAUGUCGGUGAUUACUCCUGGUUCGUCGAAGAAGAAAAAGAUGAUGAGAUCAUUGAUGAGGAAGAAUCUGAGGAGCAAGAGGAAGAAGACGAUGAAGAUGAGGAGGUCAAAUACAACAUAAGCGAAUCGGACGACGGUUCUUGUAGCGGUGAUAAUAACGAAAACAAAAUGCUCAAAGCCCACUUGUUUAAGAAUAAUCUGUAUGAGAGUGAAGAAUUAUCUCAAGGAAUGCCGCUUAGGGCAUCUAGUGCUCCAGCCAGGCCACUGACUGAGCUUGAAGACUUUCGAAGAUCAAAUGAUUUCUUGCUACUUGAAAAUGCAGUGAUGCUCUCUUCAAAGUUGAUGAAGAGGAGUGAUAACAAAUAUGACUUAGACUCUUCUGAGGGGCAAAGGAUAUGCAAAAGGUUUUUGAGCCAAAUCGAAAAGCUGUGCGGGAGCUACACAGUCAAGACUUCUUCAAGAGAAUAUAGGAGUGAAUUCUCCCAAGCGUACAGGGUUCUAUUCGUCGACGCUUCUUUGAGUUAUUUGACUGAAAUUUUAGACUCAGCACAGGAAGGGUUUCCUUUCCUUUAUGUCAAUGGUGAAAAGUAUAUGUUUUCGCAAGAUGUGCUGGAGGCAGGGCAAAAAUUAUUUCAUGGUUUUUGUGAGAUUCAGCAUGUAAUUAAAUAAUAUAUAUUCUCUCGCUUGUGAGGAGAAUCCCCACGCUUCUGUUGAGGAGAUUAAAGAAGAUAUCCGAGCAAACUUGGAAGCCUUUGAUAAAUACUGGGUCACUUUUGAGCAACUCUAUGUCUUUGAGCUUAUGCUAAUCGAAGCUGAUGCCAGACGUUAUAUUACAGAUGCUGUUGAAAUUGAAAAGGACUUGAUUUCUAUGGAAGCGAAGGAAAAAUUAAAGGGGAAAAUAUUUUUGGACAGCGAGGAAUACAACAAUGCACGUAAAAAGUUAGUUAAAGUUAUCGGCCAGAUUAAUUCAGUUGCUAAUCCUGAAGGGACUGGGAGAGAUGAUCUUGGAAUUCAGAUUCUCAUCAAAUCGGAACAUUUGAUCCGGACUGUUUCCGCUACCCAAUCUACUGCGGUUAGGUGACUGGCAGAGAAGAUUAAGAAGACUUUUAAGGACCUUAGGGCUUUGUUCAAGAAAUAUCAGCAAAAUAUAGAGGUAGUGGACCCUCAAUUGAGAAACAACCCUGAUCUGGUAGAUGCAUUAUUUGCAUAUGAAAAUUCUUGGGAGAAAGGUGCUGCUUACUUCACUGAUUCUAAGAAAUGACAGCAGCUGCUUCAUUUUUCGCAAAGAAUUGAAGCAUUGAAGGAGAAACAUUCGAAGUUUGCGAACCAGAUUGAAGAUAGAGAUGCUGAAAUAUUUGUGUCUAUUCCUUCUAUCCUAGUGCUAAUGGCAACAAAUAAUGAAGAUAAGGGUCUCUGAGCGACCUUUUGACCGGAUAUUUUCAAAAUUGAGACUAAGUUAAACCAAGUUUUGAAAGAGCUCAAGGAGCUAUUUGGAGGAAAAAUGAUAUGAGAAGACUUCGAACUAUACAAUUACAUUGAAAAAACAAUCCUUGAUAUGGAUCUUCCUGACAACCUUAAAGAGAAGGUCAAGGACCAGGAGCUCAAAAUCGAGCUGAUCUUGCAGAAGAUCAAAUGGCUAUCUAUGCAAGUGUCAAGACAAGAUCCUACGGAAUGGAAUCUAUUUCUUGAUGUAUUACUAAUGUCAUAGCACGUUCUUAUCUUUUCUUGAAUAUUAUAUGAGCUUCAAGAUUGCUGA